Emys orbicularis (European pond turtle) is the source of this 1773-nucleotide messenger RNA. It is a transcript of the gene A1CF, whose product is annotated as APOBEC1 complementation factor. Gene Ontology annotation, molecular function: mRNA binding. Gene Ontology annotation, cellular component: nucleus. The transcript is spliced from 11 exons. NCBI's taxonomy places the organism in Eukaryota, Metazoa, Chordata, Testudines, Emydidae. The record is from RefSeq and is a predicted model, not a curated record. The coding region runs from base 1 to 1773 and encodes 590 amino acids.
AUGGAAUCAAAUCAAAAAUCGGGGGAUGGAUUGACCGGCACACAGAAAGAAGCUGCUCUCCGUGCAUUAAUUCAGCGCACAGGAUAUAGUUUGAUACAGGAAAAUGGACAAAGAAAGUACGGAGGUCCACCGCCUGGCUGGGAUGCCCCGCCACCAGAGAGGGGCUGUGAGAUUUUCAUUGGGAAAUUACCCCGAGACCUUUUUGAAGAUGAACUUAUCCCAUUAUGUGAAAAAAUUGGUAAAAUCUAUGAAAUGAGAAUGAUGAUGGACUUCAAUGGAAACAAUAGGGGAUAUGCCUUUGUAACAUUCUCUAAUAAACAGGAGGCUAAGAAUGCAAUCAAGCAACUUAAUAACUAUGAAAUUAGGAAUGGACGACUCCUAGGGGUUUGUGCCAGUGUAGACAACUGCCGUUUGUUUGUAGGAGGAAUCCCAAAAAACAAGAAGAGAGAAGAAAUUUUAGCAGAGAUGAGGAAAGUCACAGACGGGGUCAUUGAUGUCAUUGUGUAUCCCAGUGCAGCAGACAAAACAAAAAACCGUGGCUUUGCUUUUGUGGAAUACGAAAGUCAUCGAGCAGCAGCAAUGGCAAGAAGAAAACUGCUACCAGGAAGAAUACAGUUAUGGGGACAUCCUAUUGCUGUAGACUGGGCAGAACCAGAAGUUGAAGUUGAUGAAGAUACAAUGUCAUCAGUUAAAAUCCUCUAUGUGCGAAACCUUAUGCUAUCAACCACUGAAGAGACGAUUGAAAAAGAAUUCAACAAUAUUAAACCAGGUGCAGUUGAAAGAAUAAAGAAAAUCAGAGACUAUGCAUUUGUACACUUUAAUAACAGAGACGAUGCAGUUGAAGCUAUGAAAGCCUUAAAUGGGAAGGUGUUGGAUGGUUCCCCUAUCGAAGUGACAUUAGCAAAACCAGUAGACAAAGACAGUUACGUUAGACACACCAGAGGCACAGGGGGACGAGGUACCGUGCUACAAGGAGAAUACACUUACACAUUUGGACAUGUGUAUGAUCCCGCCACAGCCUACCUUGGAGCUCCAGUCUUCUAUGCACCUCAGGCCUACGCAGCUAUUCCUAACCUUCAUUUCCCUGCCACCAAGGGUGACCUCAGCAGUAGGGGCAUUAUCCGACCUCCAUCUAUUAGAGAAAUUUACAUGAAUGUACCUGUAGGGGCUGCGGGAGUUAGAGGACUAGGAGGACGUGGAUACUUGGCUUACACUGGCCUGGGUCGUGGAUACCAGGUUAAAGGAGAAAAGAGGGGAGAAGACAAACUCUACGAUCUUUUGCCUGGAAUGGAGCUUACCCCAAUGAACCAUAUCGCUUUAAAACCACCUGGAAUUAAACUUGCUCCUCAGGUCUUAGAAGAAAUCUGCCAGAAAAAUAACUGGGGACAACCUGUUUAUCAGCUUCAUUCUGCAAUUGGCCAGGACCAAAGACAACUAUUCCUAUAUAAAAUCACUAUUCCUGCCCUUGCCAGCCAGAAUCCUACUAUACAUCCCUUCACACCUCCUAAGCUUAGUGCUUAUGUUGAGGAAGCCAAGACAUAUGCUGCAGAAUAUACUCUUCAGACCUUGGGCGUUCCCACAGAGGGAGCAGAGACUCCUGCUACAGCUCCUGCUUUUCCAGGAUACACCAUUGCUAAUCCAGCUGCUACUGUACCAGCUACACAACUAAAACAAGCAGUGACGCUGGGACAAGAUUUAGCACCUUACGCAACGUAUGAAGCCUACCCUGCCUUUGCAGUGGCUACUCGUAGUGAUGGUUAUGGAACGUUUUGA